AUGAGAACCCAGCUCAGAGAGUACCUCGGAUGGAGUUCCUGUGCAGCUAUAGCCGCACAGUACAAUUUGAAUCUUAUAUCUUCAUUUCCAGCCAAGCCCGAGUUCUUUAUAUUGAUUGUGUGGGCAGACGCAAUCAUAAAGGCCACAAAAUACUACGCUCUAAGUUCAAAUAGUUACUAUUAUAAAAUAGAUAUCGCGCAGGUGUGCCAAUUCUCUAUAUUCUAUAUAAAGGCUUCCAGUACCCGGGUAGCUGUGAUGAAUAUGAUAUAUUUUGUAGAUGGUGACCCAGUGCUCUACAAGGCAUUCGAUCUAGUAUGCUAUAGUAAGGAGAUACACAGUACGGAUACGCAUACGCGUAUUGAAGAGUAUCUAGCUGCAUGGUUACUAUAUGUGGUAGGAGGUAGGUGCCCUAGAGUAGACGACUAG
This is a messenger RNA of Morchella sextelata, 426 nucleotides long. RefSeq lists its product as uncharacterized. The transcript has 9 exons. The record is from RefSeq and is a predicted model, not a curated record. NCBI's taxonomy places the organism in Eukaryota, Fungi, Ascomycota, Pezizomycetes, Pezizales, Morchellaceae. The coding region runs from base 1 to 426 and encodes 141 amino acids.